CGGUUCCUCAUCUCCUUCCUCAUGCAUCACAGCAUUGCGCAGCCAAGCAACUCUUCAUCAAUCGCAUCGCUUUUCCCUUCCCUAUCACCCGGCCACCGGUCCACUGCGUGCUGUUCCUUGCUGUUCCGCCGGUGCCUGGAUGAUGCUGCAUGGCCGUUCGUCAAUACAGCUGCCUCUCCCGGUAAGGUCUACCAGCACGCCAUGAUGCAUACUAAGUUUUCUUGGAACCUACUAUAUGGGUACGAGGGUGAGUAUAUAGAGUGCCUGGGUACCUAGAAAGUUUUGCUCCUCAGCUUCUUCCUCGCUCACUCGACCUCUGAUCGUGUAAGACAAUAUGAGGGUUGCUUUGCUCAUCGCGCUCGCUGCGCUCGCUGCGCCUGCCCUUGCACAGUACGACGCAAAGCCAUCUGGCAAACCUGCAAAGCCGUCAAAGCCGCCGAAGCCUCCGAAGCCUUCAAAGCCCCCAAAGCCGCCGAAGCCCGACCAUAGUAAGCUCGUCUCACCAAAGGAGCUGAUCAAGGCCAUCGAUCUUGACGACCUACUUGCCGGCUCCCAACAACUCCAGACAUUCGCCGACGAGAACGGUGGCAACCGUGCUUUCGGAAGUGGAGGUCACAACGCUACCACCGAGUGGCUCUACCAGACCUUGAAGAAGACUGGAUAUUACGACGUCUAUAAGCAGCCCUUUGUUGAGCUGUUCACGGCUGCGACCGUUAGCCUCACUGCUGCUGGCGCACCUGUCCCGGCUGAAUAUCUCACCUACGGCCCGUCUGCCAAAGUUACCGCCAACCUCGUCAAGGUUAAUAACCUUGGAUGCAAUGUGUCAGACUUUCCCGCUGGUGUUUCUGGCCAAAUCGCCCUCAUCUCAAGAGGAACAUGCACAUUCGCCAUCAAAGCCACCAAUGCCAAAGCUGCUGGAGCUGUUGGCGCCGUAAUCUACAAUAACGUUCCCCUCCAGAGCCUUUCUGGGACGCUUGGUGGUGAGGGAGACUAUGCCCCUGUUGUAGGUCUUACUCAAGAAGCCGGUAAUGGUCUUCUUGCCAAAAUUGGGAAUGGCACAGUCUCGGCUAGUCUUUCUGUCGAAGCCAUCCGCGAGAACCGCACAAAUUACAACGUCAUCGCGGAGUCCAAACAGGGCGACCAUAACAACGUCCUUAUGCUAGGCGGACACACGGACUCUGUGUUUGCCGGUCCGGGUAUUAACGAUGACGGCUCAGGCACCAUCGGCACGCUCGUUACCGCUCUUGCCCUCACUAAGUUCAAGCUCAAGAACGCUGUUCGCCUUGGCUUCUGGGGCGCAGAGGAGUUUGGCAAGUUGGGCUCAUUCCACUACAUGAAGUCCAUCAACGGCACGCUCGGCGGCAACAGCACCGAGGUUUCCAAGCUCCGCGCAUACCUCAACUUCGACAUGAUCGCAUCGCCCAACUAUGUGCUCGGUAUCUAUGAUGGCGACGGCAACGCAUUCAACUUCUCCGGCCCCGCUGGCUCCAACACCAUUGAAAGGGACUUUGAAAUCUUCUACGAAGAGCGUGGGCUUCCUCACGUGCCCGCCUUGUUCUCUCUGCGCUCUGAUUAUGCCGCGUUUCUGGAGAACGGCAUUCCAUCAGGUGGUCUGUUCACUGGCGCUGAGGUCCUCAAGACCCCUGAGGAAGCACAGCUAUUCGGUGGCGAGGCUGGUAAGCCGCUCGACGGGUGCUAUCACCAAAAGUGCGAUGACAUCAACAACCUUUCCCACGAUGCUUACCUCCUCAACACCCAAAGCAUUGCAAACUCGGUUGCCAAGUAUGCAGUCAGCUGGGAGGGGAUACCACGACCCAACGCCACUCACCGUAAGAGGAGUGCUGAGAAGAGCAGGUUCAUGGCCCGCUUUGACCAGGGAGGUCAUGAGCAUCACGGCCAGCCGUGCGGUGCUGGAAAGAACGUGGUGUAAAGGACCCUAUGAGAGAUAAAGGUCAUUUACAUGAUAAAAUGAUGUGACGAUGAUGUAGAGUAGUAUAAAAAUGAAGUAAAAAUUCCAGUACCAUUGCAUUUUCUUCCCAAUACAAUGACUUUACUUCUGAUUCAG
Cucurbitaria berberidis CBS 394.84 is the source of this 2065-nucleotide messenger RNA. RefSeq names its product aminopeptidase-like protein Y. The transcript has a single exon. Gene Ontology annotation, molecular function: aminopeptidase activity; metalloexopeptidase activity. Bases 335 to 1930 code for a protein of 531 amino acids. The record is from RefSeq and is a predicted model, not a curated record. NCBI's taxonomy places the organism in Eukaryota, Fungi, Ascomycota, Dothideomycetes, Pleosporales, Cucurbitariaceae. Gene Ontology annotation, biological process: proteolysis.